CAUCUUAAAGUAUGCUUAUCAAGUUUUGAACCUUGUUUUAACUAUUCAAACCGUUUCUAUCCCUACAAAAAACAGAAAGAGAAGACAAGAAGAAGAGACAAUUCAAAGGGCGAUGUAAAAAAAGUUAACAAUAAAUAAACUGAUCUCACCAACCGUUUUAAGCAGAAGCCAAUGAAAGAAACAUGUCAAGAGUAACGGGGAGAACAAUAACAGAACCGGCCAAAUGAUCAAACUAAUAAUCAACACAGAAUGGUUCUAGUAGUCAUAUAAAAAAAAAUAUCACUUACCACUUGAAACAUGCUUGUGGAAGAUUGAAAGAGAGAGGCACAGGCUGAAAAGUGGGAGUAACUUUUUUUCUGAUCUCAACUUGCCAUGAAGACAGAAUCUCAACUCAAUAUCAUUUUUGUACCAUAUCUAUCUCCAGGCCAUCUGAAUCCCAUGAUAGACACAGCAAGGCUAUUUGCCAGGCAUGGUGUUAGUGUUACCAUUAUCACUACUCCUGCUAAUGCUUCCACAUUCCAAAAAGCCAUAGACACUGACAUGAAUUGUGGAUACAACAUCAGAACUCAACUGGUUCCGUUCCCCACAGCCCAACUUGGUCUCCCUGAUGGGGCUGAAAAUCUCAAAGAUGGCACUUCCCCAGAAAUGCUUGGUAAAAUUAGUUAUGGAAUGUCGAUGCUCAAAGAUCCAAUUGAGCUUCUGUUUCAUGAUCUGCAACCAGACUGUCUUGUCACUGAUCUGCUUUAUCCUUGGACAGUGGAGUCAGCUGCAAAACUAGGCAUUCCAAGGCUUUACUAUUUCAGCUCAAGCUACUUUGCAAGCUGUGCCAGACAUUUUAUCCACGAGCAUAAGCCUCAUGAGAGGUUAGUUUCUGAUACUCAAAAGUUCUCAAUCCCUGGCCUUCCACAUGAUAUUGAGAUGACCACCCUGCAGCUAGAACAAUGGGUGAGGACUAAGGAUGAAAUCACAGAUUUUAUGAAUGCAGCAUAUGAAUCAGAGAGCAGAAGCUAUGGAUCACUGUACAACAGUUUUCAUGAACUUGAACGUGAUUAUGAGCAUCUUUAUAAGAGCACAAAGGGGAUCAAGUGUUGGAGUGUAGGACCAGCUUCAUCCUGGGCUAACAAGAGUAAUGAAGAAAAGGCCAAUAGGGGACACAAGGAGGAGCUUGCACAAGAGCCACAGUGGCUAAACUGGCUUAACUCAAAGCAAAAUGAGUCUGUACUUUAUGUCAAUUUUGGAAGCCUCACCAGGCUCUCUCAUGCUCAGAUUGUUGAAAUUGCUCAUGGGCUUGAAAAUUCUGGUCAUAGUUUCAUCUGGGUUGUAAGAAAAAAGGAUGAAAAUGAGAAUGGAGACAGAUUCCUUCAAGAGUUUGAGCAAAGGAUUAAAGAAAGCAACAAGGGUUGCAUCAUAUGGAACUGGGCACCACAGUUGCAGAUAUUGGAGCACCCUGCCACAGGAGGCAUUGUGACUCACUGUGGUUGGAACUCCAUUCUUGAAAGUGUGUGUGCUGGAUUGCCAAUGGUCACAUGGCCAAUGUUUGCAGAGCAAUUUUACAAUGAGAAGCUGCUAGUUGAUGUGUUGAAGAUUGGAGUCUCAGUGGGAGCUAAGGAAAACAAGUUCUGGGCAAGUGAGGGUGUUGAUGCAGUGGUGGGAAGGGAAAAGGUUUCAAAGGCUGUGGUAGAGUUGAUGGGGAAAGAGGAGAGCAGUGAAAUGAGGAUGAGAGUAAGAAAACUAGGAGAUGCUUCCAAGAAGAGUAUAGAUGAGGGUGGAACCUCUUACAACAACUUGAUGCACUUGUUAGAUGAGCUCAAAUCUUUGAAGGCAUCUAAAGCACUUGAGAAAACAAACUUGAAAAUUUGAAAUGGAGGACUCGUCUUGCUGAAGGUUUUGAAUAAGAUAAUAU
Molecule: messenger RNA, 1903 nt
Organism: Cajanus cajan (pigeon pea)
Lineage: Eukaryota; Viridiplantae; Streptophyta; Magnoliopsida; Fabales; Fabaceae
Product: soyasapogenol B glucuronide galactosyltransferase
Molecular function (GO): UDP-glucosyltransferase activity
Source: RefSeq, a predicted model, not a curated record